GCAGCGGCUAACACAGUGUCACUUAGGAACACAUAACACACAAAACAUAACAUUUCAUUACAUUUCAUGUUUCAUAUGUUGAUAUAAUCUAUACCUGCUCUCACUGUCGUGUAUGUGCGUGUCUGCAACACAACACCAUGUGUUAAUGUUGUGUACAGUACACACAACAUAACAUAAAUCAUAGUAAAUGUUUUUUCAGCCAUUACAUAUUACAGAGGAAAAAAAGAAAGAAAAAGAAAGAGUAGGUGGUGUAGCUGUAGAAACUAUAGUUGUAGUAGUAAUUGCAAUACAAUACUUGGACUGUGACACUGCUCUUUCUGCCUCUCUUCAUUCUCGUGAUUACCAUUUCAACCUUUUCUGUUUUCUCUUUCCUCAUUCACUUCCUUUUUUUUCUCUCUCUGUCUCUUUCAAAGUUCAAACCCUAGCCAUAGCCUUUUGAAUCUUCCUCUUUGCUUUGUUUCCAUGUUUUGGGGUCUUUGAAUUCUCCUUCGCACCGCUGUUUCUGGGCUUUCCCUGUUGUUUCAGGUUCGAAUGCUGCAUUUUAUAAUCAGUAAAGGGACUCAAGUUAACCAAUCAAUUCUGUUGAGAACUAUGACCGAAGACAAACCUGAAGGAUGCCCUUUGCAGUUUUUACUUCUUUGCAAUUCUCUGUGACUCAUCUUUAGAAUUGGGCUGAAGCAAAGUUGCCUGUUUUAUUGUCAACUUACAAAUACAUCUAUCAAAUAUGGAUAUCUCUGCCAAUACUUGUGAGAUAGUGGAAUCGAGGGAAGAGAUAAUUUCGGAGUUCAAAAUGGAUGAAAAACCUGAGAGUAGUUGUGCCCACAAAUCAGGAAACAAGUAUUCAAUAGAGGAUGAUAUUAACCGUCUUUUCCAGUCUAUUGACAUUAAAAGUACUUCUAGAGGUCUUAGUACAUCACGCUUACAAAAGAGUGCCCUUAAAAGGCCAAUAAAAGUAAAUUCUUCUCAGGCAUCAGGAAUUGGCAUCUCAGAGCCUGUAAGUUUGAAGCAAGCACUUAGAGGGUUGUGUAUCUCACAGGCCUCGGAAAUGGCUGCUUUGAAGAGAUUAUCAAAGCCACCCGGUUCAUCUAGAGUAUCAGAGGCUGGAACCAUAAAAAAGUUGUACACUGCAGUGGUAGAUGAGGGAAAAGGGAACUUGGUUGAAAUCUCCUUAGUGCCAGAGAUAUCUACUCCUUCUGAUAAAUUGCCUGAUGUAGCAAUGUCAAGUGCAGGAGUUAAUCGUAUUAUUCCUUUGGUUGACACAACAAAAGCAAAAGAAAUGGCAACUGGGUUUUCUACCCAAGAUCAGAUUGUUCCUCAACCACUAGAGGUUGAGAGUGACAAGCCAGUCAUGGGGAUCAGAAAACCCAUAAUUGCAAAUUUGUCACCAGUUGCCUCUGCAAGUGAGGAAGUGGCUGAGGUCAGAGUGGAUCCUGCUUCCUCAAGCAAAGCUUCUAUUGGUUCUUCGCUGCCAGAUGAGGGGCAGGAAGCAAAUUUACAUUCUGCAUCCUGUCCACCUAGCUCCAGCAAUGGUAAUGGAGUGGAUAAACCCACAAACAGUAUCACAUGUUUGUCAAGGCCAAUAUUCAAUAACUUGAACUUCCUUAAGAAAAAAGUAAAGCAAGACAUAAGUUCUGCCUCAAGCUGCCCUACACCAUGUAUAAAAAAUGAUUUGGGUUCUAUUACAAGUAAUUUGGACAAGGAGACUUGCAAUUCUUAUUUGAAGCAUGAAGUAAAAGAAAAUGAGAAACAGUCUCCUACCAGUUCAAAUCAUAGCAUUGAAGUUAACUCAAUUAAUGUUGGUACGGAUUCAAGCAAACCUGGUUUCAGCUUGAAUUGCAGCAAGAGAACCAAGUUUCUGGUGACAAAAGUUGAUGAGAAAUCAAGAUCGAAGGAAAAAGGUGAGUUCUCCCAGAGCUCAAAAAGUAGCAUUGGGGAGUAUAGUAGUAGCACAAGCAUCAGUGGGGAAAGCAAUUUAAGUGGUUCCAGUCGCUGUGGCCACAGGCCUCACAUGUCAAAACACUUGAGAUGGGAAGCUGUUCGUGCAGUUCAGCAGCAGCAUGGUAAUUUAAAUUUGAGGCACUUUAAGUUGCUCAGGAGGCUUGGUAGCGGGGACAUUGGAACUGUUUAUCUAGCAGAACUAAUUGGUACAAGCUGCCUUUUUGCUCUUAAAGUGAUGGACAAUGAGUUUUUGGCAAGCCGGAAGAAAAUUUUCAGGGCCCAAACUGAACGAGAUAUCCUUCAGAUGCUGGAUCAUCCAUUUCUUCCUACGCUUUAUUCCCAUAUUGCAACAGAUAAGCUCUCUUGCUUGGUUAUGGAAUACUGUCCAGGUGGAGAUCUUCAUGUGCUGCGACAGAGGCAACCAUAUAAAAGUUUUUCAGAACAAGCAACUAGGUUUUAUGUUGCUGAGGUUCUUCUUGCCCUGGAGUAUUUGCACAUGCUGGGAGUUGUAUAUCGAGAUCUAAAGCCAGAAAAUAUUCUAGUUCGAGAAGAUGGCCACAUUAUGCUGACAGAUUUUGACCUGUCACUCAGAUGUUCUGUCAAUCCAAUGUUGGUCAAGUCAUCAUCACCUGACACAGAUGUGACAAAGAAGAUGUCCAGUCCUUGUUCACAGGCUAGCUGCAUACACCCUUUCUGUCUCCAACCAGAUUGGCAAGUUUCCUGCUUUACUCCCAUUCUAUUAUCUGCCGGAGCAAAGUCAAGAAAGAUGAAGGCUGACAUAGCUGCUCAAGUUGGUCCACUCCCACAGCUUGUAGUGGAGCCCACCAGUGCACGAUCUAACUCCUUUGUUGGAACCUAUGAAUAUCUUGCACCAGAGAUCGUCAAAGGGGAGGGUCAUGGGAGUGCCGUAGAUUGGUGGACUUUUGGUAUAUUAUUGUUUGAGCUUUUAUAUGGUAAGACUCCCUUCAAGGGCCCAUCAAAUGAAGAUACAUUAGCCAAUGUUGUGUCACAAAGCCUCAAGUUCCCAGGUGCUCCAAUAGUCAGUUUUCAUGCAAGAGAUUUGAUCAGAGGAUUGUUGAUAAAGGAUCCUGAAAAUCGAUUAGGAUCUGUAAAAGGUGCUGCUGACAUAAAACAGCAUCCUUUCUUUGAAGGCCUCAACUGGGCUUUAAUACGAUGUGCGGCACCACCAGAGCUCCCCAAGUUUCAGGAUUUUGGGAGUUGUGCUCCAUCUUUGGCUGCACAGAAGGAGAAUGCUAAUGAGUUAGAGGAUACAGAAGAUUAUGAAGAGUUUGAGCUGUUUUAGUUAGACUCGGCUUCCUUCCCGUACCCCUGUUUUCUUUUUUCUUUCUUAUGUGGGGUAGGGAAUUGAAUUGAAGUUGACUUGGUUUCAAAACCUGUUCUCAUCCAUGUAACACUUAGUAUAGCUUAUAGCAUAAAUGUAAUUCAAACAUCGUGACAAAUAGAUAGAUUAGUAUAUGUUUAUACUGGACUAGAAGUUGCAAAUCAAAAAAGGAAACAUGAAAAUUUCUCCGGUUUGUCUGUUGGCCAUUUCAGCCGCUAUAUGAUAUUAUCAAUGGAUAUUUUCUUUUCCCUUUUUCGCUUUUCUUCACAGUUGAGACAUUGUCACAUUCCUUUAUCUUUUCUUUUUGUUGUUUAUGAUACUCUAGUCAGUUAGUUGUAUACUUUGUACAGAUACUUAGCACAGUACUUAUGCCAAAAGUUGUUUUAAAAAAAUCAUUUUGUUAUAGGCAUUUACAAUUAUGCAAUUCGUUGAGAUAACUUCCAUUUCUG
This is a messenger RNA of Abrus precatorius (Indian licorice), 3729 nucleotides long. RefSeq names its product serine/threonine-protein kinase D6PKL1-like. The transcript has 3 exons. The coding region runs from base 725 to 3241 and encodes 838 amino acids. The record is from RefSeq and is a predicted model, not a curated record. Gene Ontology annotation, biological process: protein phosphorylation. Gene Ontology annotation, cellular component: cytoplasm; nucleus; plasma membrane. Lineage: Eukaryota; Viridiplantae; Streptophyta; Magnoliopsida; Fabales; Fabaceae. Gene Ontology annotation, molecular function: ATP binding; protein serine/threonine kinase activity.